Cyclospora cayetanensis is the source of this 1743-nucleotide messenger RNA. Its product is annotated as probable myosin light chain kinase DDB_G0275057. The coding region runs from base 1 to 1743 and encodes 580 amino acids. Gene Ontology annotation, cellular component: nucleus; cytoplasm. Gene Ontology annotation, molecular function: calmodulin binding; calcium/calmodulin-dependent protein kinase activity; calcium ion binding. Gene Ontology annotation, biological process: protein autophosphorylation; intracellular signal transduction; peptidyl-serine phosphorylation. Lineage: Eukaryota; Apicomplexa; Conoidasida; Eucoccidiorida; Eimeriidae. The record is from RefSeq and is a predicted model, not a curated record. The transcript is spliced from 15 exons.
AUGGGGGCUAACCAAUCGCUGCAGCACUUGAGGGGCCGAGAGGUGCCUUCUGCCAGUCUCUCGCGGAUCAAGGGAACCCAAACAGAAACGAAGGCUUCUCAGACCCACACAACACUCAUUAGUUACGUGACUCAACAGGUUCAAGAAAGCGUCAUUAAGUAUACAAGCCGGCUGAUGAAUGAUAACAUCGGGAAUGCAUACAACUUUGAUUUCGUGUUCCUUCGGAGAGAAAAUGCAGGAAGAGUGUGCAGAGUGACGUGCAGGCGCAGCGGACGCAAAGCGGAGGUUCUUUUGAAGCGGAAGCACCUUGAGGAUCCUUCUCAGUUGGAAUCUAUAAAGAAGGAAGUAGAGAUUUGGCUCUCCCUAGACCAUCCUCACAUUGCCAGGUUGUUGGAUGUUUUCGAAGAUGAAAGCGGGGUCUACCUGGUAUCAGAGUUCUGCCCAGGGGGCUCGCUGUAUGAUUACUUGGCUUCGCUGCAAAAGUGUCCGGAGGAGGUGUCUAGACAGCUGGUUCUACAGAUGGUAAAGGCGAUUGGCUUUCUCCAAGGACGCGGGAUAGUCCACCGUGAUCUCCGCCUCGAGAGUUGGCAGCUGACGAAUUCCGGCGAUCUCUCCUGCCUGAAGCUUUACGGCCUGAGUCACUGCACGCGCUGGCGCAAUAAGGAGGGCCGUCUAAACGCAGCCUGUGGCAUUCUAAUAUACACCAGUCCCGAUGUCCUUUUGGGACGCUACACCGAGGCUUGCGACAUGUGGUCUUUGGGUGUUAUUGCCUACCAGCUCCUUUGUGGGCGACCUCCUUUCCAAGGUUCGCGGCAGGACAUAAUCCGCCAGAUCCUCUCUGGUGCAGUCAACAUGCAGCACCUUGAAAAAGCGGGAGUAUCCGAGGAGGCGAGUUCCUUCGUGAUGCAGCUGCUAACCAUUAGUCCACAGCUUCGGUGGUUUGCAAACAGUGGCGCCUUGCGUCGCGCAUCGCUCUUGAUGUGCGCGUAUUGUCUGAACUCUGAUCAAUGCGAAUCUGUGGGGAAGCUGUUUGCGGCAGCAUCCCACUCCAGCUCCGGAUGCCUCACACUAGAAGACCUGAGGAGGACGCUCCAGAGAGCGCAGCUGGAGCCGCUUGUAGACGAAGAGGUAGAAGAAAUAUUUGAGGCCCUGGAUAUCAGCAAAGACUCAGAGAUUACGUUUUCAGUAUUCGCCGCUGCACAGAUCGGUUCCUUAAUCGAGCCGGAGGAAUCUCUGUUAAAAGCGGCGUUCGCCAAGUUGGAUGCUGACCGCGAUGGGCGACUCUCCCUUGAUGACUGCCGCAGGGCACUCGGAGACCCCCUAUUUAGCCAGAGCAUCGCGUCUGCUUUAUCUCAGGAAGAGGACGAAGAUGGACACCUUUCCUACUCGAGUUUUGCCGCACUGAUCCGCGAGAAGGACAAGCCUCCUCCGCACCGCGACUUCCGGUCUCGCGGUCGCGACGUUCGAUCCCCUGUCAGUGGCCGUUCUCCACAGGAUCUCCCAAUAAGCAAACGCGCGAGUGUCCAUACAAGUGCCGACCUACAGUCUGCUGGAGCAUUCUGCUCCAAACUGCACCACAAUUCUUUUCCGCAACCAACCUCAGUGGGUGCGUCGUUUCUACAUACACAGAUCGCCGCGCAGAGCGAUGAGGGAAACCAGCGGCACAGCGGGUUGCUCCGCACUGAAGGACCAAGGCUAACGACUGCACCAGCACGAGUCGCUUCUGGUCCCCCUGCUGUCUAA